Molecule: messenger RNA, 1615 nt
Organism: Cucumis melo (muskmelon)
Lineage: Eukaryota; Viridiplantae; Streptophyta; Magnoliopsida; Cucurbitales; Cucurbitaceae
Product: protein IQ-DOMAIN 21-like
Exons: 3
Coding region: 225-1355 (376 amino acids)
Molecular function (GO): protein binding
Source: RefSeq, a predicted model, not a curated record
UGCCUUGCCGUUGCCGCUCACUCCAUUAAUUACUACUACUACUACUACUACUACUACUCCUCUUCUUCACAUCACACAAUAUUCUCAUCCUUUUCAUCUCUUUAUUUCCUUCCCCCACACAAUAAAUUAAAAAAAAAGAAAAGAAAGGAAAAGAAAAGAAAAGUAGUAUUGUUAUUAAUUUAUUGCUAUUAUUAUUAUUCCUAAUCCCUAAUCCCUAAUCCCCAAUGGGGAAGAAAGGAGGAGGCAGUUGGUUCUUUGCUGUGAGGAAGGCCUUCAAACCUUCUCCACCUCCCACCCUAAUUCCUCCUCAAUCUGCUAAGAAAUGUGAAGAAGAUGGUCCUGAAGUUGUGUCAUUUAAGCAUUUUUCAGCAGUCAAAAGCUCUUCUGAGAGCACCAAUUCUACACCGUUAACAAAUACUGAUAGAUCCAACCAUGCCGUUGAGGUUGCUGCCGCCACUGCUGCAGCAGCCGAGGCUGCAGUGGUAGCAGCUCAAGCUGCAGCAAAGGUUGUUCGUUUGGCUGGAUAUAGCUCCUUAUACUCCAAGGAAGAAAGAGCUGCAACUAUUAUUCAAUCUUGGUAUAGAGGUCACUUGGCUCGAUGUGCCUUGCGUGCAUUAAAAGGUUUGGUAAGGCUACAAGCAUUGGUACGAGGCUACAACGUACGCAAACAAGCACAAAUGACAAUGCGAUGCAUGCAAGCUUUAGUUCGUGUCCAAACUCGAGUCCGAGCACGGAGGCUUCAACUGACACACGACAAGUUUCAAAGAAAAGUCGAGGAGUUGGAAGAAGAAGAAGAUCGAGAAGAACAAUUGAAACAGAAAUAUGAAAAAUUGAUGGUUUCCCAAAGAAGAAGUGAAAUGGUAACACAAAAUAGAGAGAGAAAUAGAAAACAUUCUUCAAAGAGAAACGAACCGGGUCAGUUUUAUGAAGGCGGAAACCGGCGUACAACACAAUGGGGUUGGAGUUCGCUGGACCGCUGGAUGCCAUCUCAACCUUCCCAUGCUCACGACGACAUGUCGGAGAAGACCGUGGAAAUGAACUUGGACUCGGGCCAAGGCCGGGGCCAGGGCCAGGGCCAUGUUCCGAGCUAUAUGGCCCAAACUAAAUCGGCAAAGGCCAAGGCCCGGAAUUCGAGUGCAGUUAAACAACUGAGCCCACUAUUAAGCCCAUCAACGAGGAAAAGUUGGGCUCCAGAGUCAUCGAGUUCGACUGUUAACCAGGCCCAAUAUGGCCCAAUAAUCAAAAGUAAUGGGAGAAAUACCCAAUUACAUGGUAGUUGUAUUACAUGCCGCGGCCCAGAUUACUAUGGUGGUGAAGAGUGGACCUUCCCUCUUGGAGCCCAUGGUUGGAGUUGAAUUGGUAAAAGUAGGCCCAUUAAUAGGCCUAUUCAUAUUUGUUUGCUCAAUGUUUUUAUUUAUUUGGAGUGAUUUCAUAAAAAUGUAACAUAAAAAUAUAACACAGUGUUUUCUUGCACAUCCUUACAUGUUUGAGGUUGAUAACAUAUUAAUUAACUAUCAUCCUAAAAUUACAUAAAUCUGUAUCGCAUCUCUGUAAUAGCUAAACUCAAAUUAAUGAUUUUUAUGAUGUGUAUGAAAUAAAUUAUUGUAUAAUCAUC